CUCUCACACUGUACACAAGUCUUUCUAAAAUGGAGUAUUAUACUUUCAUUCCAUCUUCACUGCUAACUCCUCCCAGUCUAAUUACUCUCAUUACCAUCAUCUUCCUCUUCGUCUUCCGUUCUUGGUUUCGGUUCAACUCAUCAAGAAAACUUCAACUCCCACCAGGAACACUAGGCUUACCAUUCAUAGGAGAGAGCCUACAGAUCAUAUCAGCUUACAAGACUGAAAACCCCGAACCGUUCAUCGACGAACGUGUCAAGCGAUACGGUAACGUGUUCACGACGCAUUUGUUCGGAAAACCGACGGUUUUCUCAACCGAUCCUGACGUGAAUCGGUUUAUACUUCAAAACGAAGGGAGAUUGUUUGAAAGCAGUUAUCCUUCUUCUAUCACGAACUUGCUGGGAAAACAUUCGUUGUUGAUCAUAAAAGGAAAUCUUCACAAGAAAUUGCAUUCGCUUACUAUGAGUUUCGCAAACUCGAGUAUCAUUCGCGAUCAUUUGCUUGUUGACGUUAACCGACUCGUUAAACUCAAUUUGAACUCUUGGAAUGAUCAUGUUUUACUACAAGAUGAAGCUAAGAAGAUAACAUUUGAACUGACAGUGAAGCAGCUGAUGAGUAUUGAUCCAGGGGAAUAUUCAGAAAACUUGAGAAAAGAAUAUGUACUUCUCAUUGAGGGGUUCUUUUCUGUUCCUAUUCCCUUUUUCUUCACCACUUAUGGCAGAGCCAUCAAAGCCAGAAGGAAAGUAGCGGAGUCACUUCUAUCGGUGGUUAGGGACAGAAGGAAAGAAAAUAUUGCCAGUAGUAAUGGUGGUGGUGGUAAGAAGAAUAAAGACAUGCUAGAAGCUUUGUUGGAGGAAGAAUGUGGGUUAAGUGAUGAGGAGAUUGUGGAUUUCAUGCUUGCUUUGUUAGUAGCUGGUUACGAAACUACUUCCACCAUUAUGACUCUUGUUGUCAAGUUUCUCACCGAGACUCCUCUUGCUUUGGCUCAACUCAAGGAGGAGCACGAAAAGAUUGCAGCAGAAAAGGGUUACUCGGGCUCCCUGCAAUGGAGCGACUACAAAUCUCUUCCUUUUACCCAAUGUGUGAUAAAUGAGACGCUGCGGGUUGCUAACAUUAUAAGCGGCGUGUUUAGGAAAACAACGGCCGAUGUCACUAUUAAAGGUUUUACGAUCCCGAAGGGUUGGACAGUUUUCGUGUCGUUCAGGGCUGUGCAUUUGCACCAAGACAACUAUAAAGAAUCUCGUUCGUUCAAUCCUUGGAGAUGGCAGCAGAGCGAUUUGGCAUCAAUGUCUAGUAUUGGGAACGGUAACUCAUUCACGCCAUUUGGAGGAGGUCCGCGGCUAUGUCCGGGAUACGAGCUUUCGAGAGUUGAAAUUUGUGUUUUCAUCCACCAUUUCGUUACUCAUUUCAGCUGGGCUCCGGCCGAAGAUGACAAGCUCAUAUUUUUCCCCACCACAAGAACUGUCAAGCGGUAUCCUAUAAACCUCCAAAGGAGAAAAUGUCGAAUUGAAUGAGAUAAAAUAUGUGUUAUUAAUUAUCUAGUGAUCCCUAUUACCCAAAAGAAAUUUGAUAGAAAAUUACAAGUGACAGAACUGUUGGAAGGGUGAAGAUGUUGUAAUUUUGUAUUAGCUAUAUAAGUUUCAAUUAAAAAAAAAAAUAAAUUACCCCAUGCCGAAUUCUUGACAUGUGAAUAUGUCGCUAAAAACUUCAUCCAGACCGAUAUUUCCACUUAGUUAAGGAGGAUCCAGAGGGAUAACAAGUUAUCAGGAAACUAUUGAAGAAGUUGUUUUUUGAUUUCUAAGAACAAGAAAGUCUGA
Molecule: messenger RNA, 1817 nt
Organism: Papaver somniferum (opium poppy)
Lineage: Eukaryota; Viridiplantae; Streptophyta; Magnoliopsida; Ranunculales; Papaveraceae
Product: cytochrome P450 90A1-like
Exons: 7
Coding region: 30-1514 (494 amino acids)
Biological process (GO): brassinosteroid homeostasis; sterol metabolic process; multicellular organism development
Molecular function (GO): monooxygenase activity; heme binding; oxidoreductase activity, acting on paired donors, with incorporation or reduction of molecular oxygen
Source: RefSeq, a predicted model, not a curated record